AGGCUACCUCUGCAGCGUCUCCAUUGUAUUUACAAAAAAAUAAAAAACAAAAGUGACCUAGUGAUGAUAUUUCUCUUCGUUAACCAGUCCAGUUGCUUCCAAAGGUAGAGAGCAAGAACAUUGAAAUGACGUCACUGUCCUUGAAAUGGAAACACCCCGCGUAAGCCAAGUAAACCGACGACGUUAGGCCUUUAGCUGUCAUGCAACUGGGUUCCACGCGAUCAUUCUUCUUCCAUCAGCUCCUCUGCUACUACCAACCCAAGUGAAAAUGAAAAAAAUUUGAUUCAUACGUUCUACGUUCUCCCUUUGAAUAAUUAGCAGGGUAAAAAUAUCUCGCCAGAAGCUUUUCCGGCGAUGUCGUCACCAGCUCCGGGAACCUCUCCCGCUGUUCCCAACUCGCCUCCCGUUGUUUCUGCCUCACCUCCAGCCACGAACUCCACCUCGUCUCCGCCGCCACCAUCUCAGACCAACUCGACUGCUUCGCCUCCGCCACCCGAGACAAACUCCAACUCUUCGACUACUUCUUUUCAGCCUCCACCAUCCUCGGAUUCUACGAAUGGCUCGACGCCUUCAGGUUCACUGCCACCGAAGCCUAAGGGGCUGCCUCCGGGGGCUCUGGCGGGGCUAAUAGUGGGAAUAGCGUUGGGAGCAAUCAUUGUGCUGAUUGGUUUGGGCAUUUUCUUCAUUUGUUACCGGAGAAAGAACAGAAAGGAGGCACUGAGUUCUAAAGGUGACCAUAAUACCGGCCCACUUCAGCAUUGGCAACAGAACUACACUCCACCUACAGACAAUAAUGCAGCGUUAUUGCCAAACCCUGCCCCUGUCCCAGUAAUCUCAUCAAAGCCCUACCAGUCACCAGUGCUUGGUCCUGUUUACCAUGAACCUCCUUCGACAAGUAGUAGUUUGGGCUCUGAAAAACCAUUUGCAUCACCAUCACCAUCCCCUGGCAUUCUUGGUUUUCCACUGUGUACGUUUUCUUAUGAAGAACUUGCAGUGGCAACUAAUGGUUUCUCCAAUACUAACCUUGUUGGUCAGGGUGGUUUUGGUUAUGUCCAUAAGGGAGUCCUCCAUGAUGGUAAAGUGGUUGCAAUUAAGCGGCUUAAACCCGGAAGUGGACAGGGGGAGCGUGAAUUUCAGGCGGAGAUUGAAAUCAUUAGUCGUGUCCAUCACAGGCAUCUUGUUUCAUUGAUUGGAUAUUGCAUUACUGGAACCCAGAGGAUUCUUGUAUAUGAAUUUGUUCCAAACAACACCUUGGAAUUCCAUCUACAUGGAAAGGAGAGACCAACUAUGCACUGGUCAACUAGAAUGAAAAUUGCUGUAGGCUCAGCCAAAGGAUUGGCUUACCUGCAUGAAGACUGUCAGCCCAAGAUCAUACACCGAGAUAUCAAGGCAGCCAAUAUUCUUCUUGAUGAUAGCUUUGAAGCAAAGGUUGCUGAUUUUGGACUGGCCAAGUAUUCUUUGGAUACUGAUACUCAUGUCUCCACUCGAGUGAUGGGAACUUUCGGUUAUAUGGCUCCAGAGUAUGCCUCUUCUGGUAAGCUCACUGAGAAGUCAGAUGUCUUUUCCUUUGGUGUUGUGCUUCUUGAGUUGAUCACAGGGCGCCGGCCAGUUGAUAAGACUCAAUCCUUCCUUGGUGAUAGUAUAGUUGAUUGGGCAAGGCCUUUGCUCAAACAAGCUUUGGAAGAAGGCGUCUACGAUGCUCUUGCUGAUCCAAAAUUACAGGGGGACUAUGAUUCCAAUGAAAUGACUCGAAUGAUUUCAUUUGCUGCAGCCUGUAUACGUCAUUCAGCACGUCUUCGACCACGAAUGAGCCAGAUAGUUCGAGCACUGGAAGGAAAUGUGUCUCUAGAUGAUUUAAGUGAUGGAAUCACAACUGGGCACAGCAUGGUGUAUGGCUCUUAUGGAGGUUCAGACUAUAGUUCUACCCAAUACAAGGAAGACUUGAAGAAAUUCAGGAAGAUGGCACUAGAAAGCCAAGAACAUAGUAGCAGUGAGUACAGUGGAAUCACCAGUGAGUAUGGUCUACAACCAUUUAGCAGUAGCACUGAAGGCCAAGGUACACAAGAGAUGGAAUCAAUUAGGAAGGAGACAACCACCAAAAAUUCCCAUGAAAGUUCUUGACAGUUUAUUACAUUGUUCUCAGUUCAUCAAUUUCAGGUAGAUAUAUCUGCACAGUAAUCAAUAUUGGAUUCACUAUUUGGUGGCUGGUCGAUUAAGUGUCCAGAAAUUCAGCUUGGCAGAGACUUGGCUGUGCUGAAUGUAGUAAAAUGGAGCUGGGAUGCAUGAGAUGGGGUCUAUUUUGUAUUUAAUUAGGCCAAUUUUUCUAGAUGAGACAAUCUUAUCACAUUUAUCCUGUUUUGACCCUCUCAUUGUUUAUGUAUUCCCAAGAAUAUAUAGAGUUGGAUUAGAUACCAUCGACAUGAUAAAUUGAACCAGAUUUCCAACUUC
This is a messenger RNA of Hevea brasiliensis (rubber tree), 2448 nucleotides long. RefSeq names its product proline-rich receptor-like protein kinase PERK15. The transcript is spliced from 8 exons. Gene Ontology annotation, biological process: protein phosphorylation. Bases 355 to 2121 code for a protein of 588 amino acids. NCBI's taxonomy places the organism in Eukaryota, Viridiplantae, Streptophyta, Magnoliopsida, Malpighiales, Euphorbiaceae. The record is from RefSeq and is a predicted model, not a curated record. Gene Ontology annotation, molecular function: protein kinase activity; ATP binding.